GCCAUUCCCUACAGUAUCAUCCAAUUCGAACUAAAGUUGCUUUCAACAAAUUUUCUCUACUUUUCCUUAUGCAAACAGACAGUUCUCUAUAUUACAAUCAAAAAUAGAGUUGAGAAAAAACAGAAUCAAAUCCUCACUCUCAAUUAUGGAACGGUGCAUAAUUGCUUCGUCAUCCACGCUCAAUCUCACCCGAUUAUCUCGUAAAUCCAAUUCAAUUCUCCCUGCUAAACUCCCGGGAUUCUCUUUUCCAUGGAGCUCGAGCGCAAAUUCGCGGCCUCUGAAGCAUAUUCGAACACUGUCCCCUGCUUUCAGCUGUAGGAGGAGACUAAGCACGAGAGCUGUUGUAUCCGAUGUUUAUGAGGAGAAACAGUAUUUCAAAGUCGCCGCGGAAUCGACGGGUCCGAUAUCUUCUGAUCGGCUUCUCGAAGUGAUCGAAAUUGCCGCCAAAACUGGAGCUCAGGUGAUAAUGGAUGCAGUAAAUAAACCUCGAAAUAUCACAUACAAGGGAUUGACUGAUCUGGUGACUGACACAGACAAAAUGAGUGAGGCUGUUAUUCUGAAUGUGGUAAAGAAGAAUUUCGAAGACCACCUCAUUCUUGGGGAAGAAGGAGGGAUCAUCGGCGACUCGUCUUCUGAUUAUCUUUGGUGUAUCGAUCCCCUAGAUGGCACCACAAAUUUUGCACAUUGCUACCCCAGCUUUGCAGUUUCCAUUGGUGUACUUUACAAAGGAAAGCCAGCUGCCGCCUCUGUGGUAGAGUUUGUUGGUGGACCUAAAUGUUGGAAUACUCGAACUUUUACUGCAGCUGCUGGUAAAGGUGCAUUCUGCAAUGGAGAAAAAAUUCAUGUGAGCCAAACUGAUACGGUUGAGAGAUCACUUUUGGUUACUGGGUUCGGAUAUGAACAUGAUGAUCCAUGGGCAACCAAUAUGGAGCUAUUCAAGGAAUUUACUGACGUUAGUCGGGGUGUGAGGAGGCUUGGUGCAGCAGCAGUUGACAUGUCUCAUGUAGCCCUGGGAAUUGUAGAAGCCUACUGGGAGUAUCGUCUUAAACCAUGGGACAUGGCCGCUGGUGUUUUGAUAGUUGAGGAGGCUGGGGGAACAGUUUCCUGUAUGAAUGGUGAAAAGUUUUCCGUGUUUGACAGAUCUGUCUUGGUAUCCAAUGGAGUGCUUCAUUCUAAGCUUCUUGAGCGCAUUGGACCAGCAACACAGAAACUGAAGGGCAAAGGAAUUGAUUUUUCAUUAUGGUACAAGCCUGACAAUUAUCACACAGAACUUUGAUAUGGCCUGCUUUGAUGGCUUUUACUGUGGGGAUCAGGUGUAAGCAUCCAUUCGUCGAUAACAAUUUUCAGGAUUUGAUCAAGUUCUUCUACCUUUCAAAUACUUCAAAGUUGAUCGUAGAUUUGUAGUCUUACCUUGAUUCUUUCAACAAGGGCCAAUGCCAGAAUCUUUGGUCCUCCGCCCAAGUUAUCGAAAGACUUUGUGCAAAAAUCAUGAAGCAGUUGCAGUUCGACUGCUUGUCAACCCAGUACUUCUGCAGAACCAAAGUUUCUGUAAGAUAAAGAAUAAAAAAGCUAGCAGUAGCAUGGUAUGAGCCAUGUUUUUUUUCUCCUUUUUUUCUAUUCUCAAAUGAUUUAAACUGAAAUACAUAAUAGUGUAAUUUAUUUGAAUAAAAUAUAAACUGAAUAUAUACUAUUUACAAAACUAAA
Messenger RNA from Salvia splendens (bonfire salvia), 1704 nucleotides. Its product is annotated as phosphatase IMPL1, chloroplastic. The record is from RefSeq and is a predicted model, not a curated record. Lineage: Eukaryota; Viridiplantae; Streptophyta; Magnoliopsida; Lamiales; Lamiaceae. Bases 146 to 1276 code for a protein of 376 amino acids. Gene Ontology annotation, biological process: phosphatidylinositol phosphate biosynthetic process; signal transduction; inositol metabolic process. The transcript is spliced from 11 exons. Gene Ontology annotation, molecular function: inositol monophosphate 1-phosphatase activity.